Molecule: messenger RNA, 815 nt
Organism: Cuscuta campestris
Lineage: Eukaryota; Viridiplantae; Streptophyta; Magnoliopsida; Solanales; Convolvulaceae
Source: the annotation of a GenBank genome assembly
UUAACCUUAUCUGCUUGUUUUUUUGUUUUUGUUUCAUAAAAAAUAUCUCUUCUCCACCGUCUUUAUGACUUUUUCCAAGCUUUCUUGAAGUCUCAAACUUCUCUUCUUCCUCACAAUGGAAAACGACGUCGUCCUCCCGGCCGUGAUCCUCCGCCGUGCCGGCGACGAGAUCGACCUGCCGCCGGGCUUCCGGUUCCAUCCCACGGACGAAGAGCUCAUCACUCAUUACUUGUGCCGCAAGGCCCGCGACGCGGCCUUCUCUCCCAGAGCCAUCGCCGAAGUCGAUUUCAACUCCGUCGAGCCCUGGGAUUUGCCAUGGAGGGCAAAAAUGGGAGAAAGAGAGUGGUAUUUCUUUUGUGUGAGGGACAGGAAGUACCCAACAGGGGAGAGGACAAACAGGGCAACAAAAGCAGGGUAUUGGAAGGCAACAGGGAAAGACAAGGGGAUUUUCAAGGGCCAAACAGUGGUGGGGGUGAAGAAGACUUUGGUUUUUUACAAAGGAAGAGCACCUAGAGGUGAGAAGACCAAUUGGGUGAUGCAUGAGUACAGAUUGCAUGCAAAGAGUUCCAUCUCAAACACCAAGGUACAUUAAUUAAUUCUAGACAUUAUCACUCUCUUUGGUUGAAGGAAUUGAAUUAGGAAGAGAAGAAAAAUGUAAAAAAAGUAAAAAAAUAAUCUAAAAUUAUACUCCCUCCAUCCCAAAAAGUCUUUCCUGUUUCAUUUUUUGCGCAUCCCUUAAAACACUUAUAUCCCGCCUUGAAUGCCAAAAAAACUUUCAAAAUAACUUCUACCCACAAUAAAGAAAAAAUGUUAUA